Molecule: messenger RNA, 537 nt
Organism: Penicillium nucicola
Lineage: Eukaryota; Fungi; Ascomycota; Eurotiomycetes; Eurotiales; Aspergillaceae
Product: ribonuclease P Rpr2/Rpp21/SNM1 subunit
Exons: 1
Coding region: 1-537 (178 amino acids)
Biological process (GO): RNA processing
Source: RefSeq, a predicted model, not a curated record
AUGGUGAUCGAUGCAAGACAGGAGUUCCUGAAUCGGGCGGCGGACGCGCUCGCCGCCAGUCCCUCCACAUCCUCCCAUCUGCUAUCAAUACACACACAGCUUCUUCACGAAAAUUCCAAGGCUUUGAGCACUAUGCAGAAAAAAGGGUAUUGUGGAGGCUGUGGAAGCCCCAGAAAGCCUCAAUGGACCAAAGUCACCGAUGUCAAACCCAAAAGAGACAAAGCUUCAAAGACCUCUGCGCCUUCUAUGUCAACAGCCACCGUCUACAAGUGUCUACGCUGUCACGAACGUACGGUGCUUCAGUUGAAGAAAAAGACCUCUCUCAGAAAUCCACGGCCCUCGGCUGCUAAGCUAUCCAGCCAGGGUCCAAAUGUUGAUGCCAACGAGCCACAUGCAUCACUCGAUUCAUCCAAAUCAGUCGACAACCAAAACAGCAAGAAAAGAGCCAAGGCACGCAAACAAGGUGGUCUUCAAGCACUCAUGGCCUCAAAGAAAAGCUCGCAGCCUUCCCUCGAUCUUUUUGACUUCUUGCAGUGA